UUUGUCUCCGACAUUCUCCCUAGAAGCAUCCCUCACAGCGCCAAAUUUUAAAAUGCUCCAAAGUCUCGUUCCCACCAUUGCAACUAUCCUGCUGGUGUUUUUAAUUGACUUCGCAGCUGCAGGAAACACCACUUGUGCGGGGAAUAUGACACAGUGGUACACAGAAGCAGUAGGAGAGACAGCAUGUACGACGUACCAAAGACUCAGACAAAUAUGUAAUCCCAACUAUGAAGUCCCGAACUUUCGACCAAAUACUCCAGGUGAUCAAUGCGACGAUCAAUUGCAGGAUUGUUGCUGUAACUCUAUAUCGUGGGCGCUGAGUAUGCUUUGUAUGAACUGUCAAUGGGAUGUGAAUGGCGGGUCUGUCAAUGGGAUCGACGCUGGUACUGGCGCAUAUGGGAUGUAUCGUUCUCCAUCUGGACCGUUUUGCACUCCAGGAACGAAUUCAUCGCUUCCUAGUGACGUACAGGCUGCAGUUUGCAACGAAGACAUCAAACUCGCCAAUUUUCUGUACGACCUCUUUUGGACCGACGGUGCGUGUACCUACACCAUGAACACCGCUGCUGAGGACGAAGCGGCGACAAAUAACAAC
Molecule: messenger RNA, 592 nt
Organism: Suillus subalutaceus
Lineage: Eukaryota; Fungi; Basidiomycota; Agaricomycetes; Boletales; Suillaceae
Exons: 8
Source: RefSeq, a predicted model, not a curated record